Molecule: messenger RNA, 459 nt
Organism: Castor canadensis (American beaver)
Lineage: Eukaryota; Metazoa; Chordata; Mammalia; Rodentia; Castoridae
Source: RefSeq, a predicted model, not a curated record
AAAGGAUGCACGAAGGGACUGUUCCACCAGAGCCAGCACUCCAUCAGUGUCUUCUGCACCAACAUGAUGGAGCGGAACCAGAAAGCUGAGGCCACCGGCUACGCCCACCCCACCCAGGACCUCUUCAUGGAAAACGUCAUGUUCUGUGGGAUGGCAGGCUUCUCUGACUUCUACAAGGCCCAGUGGCUGGAGACCACUGUCAGCUGGCAGAGGCCACAGGAAAGCGGCUUUGGGAAGCCUGCUCCUAAGGAUGAAGAGCUGGUUGCAGCUCGUCCUCACCCACAGCACAUCCUGAGAAGAGUGAGGAGCAGGGAAAAACUGUUCGCAGAUGGCUGCUCCUGCCACAACACGGCCACCACAGUCGCAGCUCUGGUUGGCUUCCUGUACUUCCUGGCAGAAAAUCCCCCAGCAAACAGAGAACAGCCUCCAUCCACACUGUCACCACAGAGCGACUACUGA